Monodelphis domestica (gray short-tailed opossum) is the source of this 7394-nucleotide messenger RNA. It is a transcript of the gene MYD88, whose product is annotated as MYD88 innate immune signal transduction adaptor. Gene Ontology annotation, molecular function: TIR domain binding; Toll-like receptor binding. NCBI's taxonomy places the organism in Eukaryota, Metazoa, Chordata, Mammalia, Didelphimorphia, Didelphidae. Gene Ontology annotation, cellular component: plasma membrane. The record is from RefSeq and is a predicted model, not a curated record. Gene Ontology annotation, biological process: toll-like receptor 4 signaling pathway; Toll signaling pathway; positive regulation of canonical NF-kappaB signal transduction.
ACUUUUGCCGGGAGGUCGGCCGGGUCCCAGGUUCUUCCGCGUCCUGGCUCCGCCCCUGCGUGCUGCCAGAAUCGGAGGUUGGGUCGGAGACUUUCUCCUUUUUCCGCCUCCCAGAAUCCCCUCUACUCCGUGCCCUCCGUACCCCUAGGGGCAGUGGGGCGUCCGGGCUGUCCCGCUCGCCCCAGGGGAGCGCAGCUGGAGGCCAGAUGUGCCGGGGGGAGGGGCCGGAGAGGAAGACUGGACGGGCCCUGGGGCGGGGCGCGCCAAGAAAGUGAAACCGGACGGGGCGGUGAGGGAGGAGGCGCUGACGUCCGCGAGAUGGGGAAGUAGUCGGAUCCCGAGCCCGUACCCGCCAUGGCUCGCCAGGACCCCAGCCCCAGCCGCGCCGUAACGGCCCGAGCCUCGGCCUCGGCCUCGGGCCCCGAGUUGCACGACGUGCCCCUGGUGGCGCUCAACUUUUCGGUGCGCGGGCGCCUGGCGCUCUACCUGAACCCUCCCACCCAGGUGGCGGCCUACUGGCCCGCGCUGGCAGAGGAGCUGGGCUUCCAGUACUUGGAGAUCGUCAACUUGCAGGCGGAGCGCGACCCCACCGGCCGCCUUCUGGAAGCCUGGCAGCGGCGCGAGCACGCCACAGUGGGCCGCUUACUUCAGCUGCUGGCCAAGCUCGAGCGCUUCGAUGUGCUCAACGACCUGCGGCCCAGCAUCGAUGAGGACUGUCAGAAAUACCUGAAGAAGAAGGAGCAGGAGGAAGCAGAGAAGCCCUUGCAGGUGCCCAAUGUGGACAGCAGCAUAGCUCAAACAGCUGAGCUGGCGGGCAUCACCACUCUGGAUGACCCAUUGGGACAAAUGCCAGAAAUCUUCGAUGCCUUCAUCUGCUACUGCCCCAGCGACAUCCAGUUUGUCCAGGAGAUGAUUCAGCACCUGGAACAGUCAGACUGCCGCCUGAAGCUGUGCGUGUUUGAUCGGGACGUCCUGCCUGGCACCUGCGUUUGGUCUAUCACCAGCGAGCUGAUUGAGAAGAGGUGUCGCAGGAUGGUCGUUGUAGUUUCAGAUGAAUAUCUGCAGAGCAAUGAAUGUGACUUCCAGACCAAGUUUGCCCUUAGCCUGGGUCCAGGGACUCGCCAGAAGCGUCUGAUUCCUGUCAAGUACAAGGAGAUGAAGAAGGAAUUCCCCAGCAUCCUGCGUUUUAUCACCAUCUGUGACUACACCAACCCUUGCACCAAGAGCUGGUUUUGGCCACGGCUCGCCAAAGCUCUUUCCCUGCCCUGAAGCGCCCUGCAGUGUGAGGUCACCCACAGUUUCACUCUUGGAUGAGGGCCUCCAAAGACUGCCUGACCCUUCAGGGGUUGCGGCAAAGCCUUGCUUCUGUCUGGCCAAAGCUACGCCCACAGACGCAGCCGAAGUCUGUAUCGCAUGUUGUCUCCUGUCUGCAGCUAUGUUGAGUUUCGUACGUGGGAUACUCUAAAUCCAUCGUAUGACCAUAAGUGAACCGUAGGGAGAUGCCCGAGGCAGCGAGUGGCUAGAGGAUUUGCUCCAGGUCACACAACUAGUAAGUGUUAGAGGCCGGUUUUGAACCCAGGUCAUCGUGGCUUCAAGCCUUGAGCUUUAUCCACUACGUCAUGAUGCCUACUGGUUGAGUAGCCCUUAAAAAAAGGAAAAAAAAAAGAGAGAGUUUGACUGGCUUGUUUUGAAAGAACAAGUCUUGGAGAUACCUUGUGUGGAAAGCUACGGAAACAAGGAUCACUGUUUCCGUUUCUAAAUGCCUACGAAUCACCUCUUUAAUAAUCCCUUCGAGAACUUUACAGGGAAUUGAGAUUGAGUUCCCCAAUCCAGAGUUUGAAGCAUCCACCUUCUUCCCCUUUUCUGAAAAUCAGGACAACAUCUGCCUAUCUCCAGGCGGGCCUCACCUCUCAUUUCCCAUGAUUCCUCAAAUGGAUUGCAGUCACAUCCACCAGUUGUCUUGGCGUACAGUUCGUCUGGGGCCGGGUGGCCUUGAAUUCUUUAGGGGCAGUUGUGUGCUCCUUUAUUAUGUUUUCAUUUUCCUUGGGAUUUGAUGAAUCAUUUCCUUCAUUCAUAGUGUGGAUAUCAUUCUCUCCAGUAGAGAAACCAGAAGCAGAUGACUAGUACUGGCCAAAUGUAAGAGACUAGUGCAUCCAGAAUACCUCUUGGAUAUGCCACCUUCCCUCACAGUCCCCACCCUCUGCCCCAGAGAGGGAAGGUCGAUGUAGGUUCCCCACGGAAUUAGCCUGACUGUUGUUGGUGGUGCCAAGCUCAAGGGACAGCCACUAAUAGCUAGAAAAGGAGGACAGCUGCUUACUCAGUAAAUACCCCUUUAUACUAUGGAGCCCCAAGUAGGAAUUUUUGCACCUGAGGGACCCACCGGCAAUCACCCCUGAAAAGUAUGAAUAUAAGGUACUUGCUUGCAGUUAGAGAUGGGCAGGACAUGGCCCCAUGGCAGUGGGGAGAUUAAGACCCCAUGACACUGGUAGAUUUGUUGUUGGAGGGGUGCUAGGGAGUAGGAAGUAGCAGGGUAUCAAAGAGAAGUAGCUCUUUCCAGAUAGCUUCCUAACUAGGUUCUAAGCUCUGCUGUUUACAGCGGUGAAAGGACUUCAAGUCCUGAUUGGGUGCCCUCUAAGUUCAGCAUCCUGGGACAAAGCUCUGAUCUCCUCCCCCCUAGUUCUGCUCUUUAGGUUCAGUGUGUGGCAUCUCAGUGUCCAUGAUGCUGGGGUCCUUCAUGGCAACCCCUUAUGUGAAUAUUUCACUGCUGUAUUGUUACUACCAACCAUCCUAUCCCAGAAGUAAGAUACUUAUUUCUCCCUCUAAGAGUAAGGCGACUCUGAUGAUUGUUUCCAAUUCAAAGGAGCAUAUUCCUUGCUGCUAGAACAAACCUGAACUCAGCACUGGGGCAACUAGGCUCUUCUCUUUGGCUACUCCAUUAAGAGGUGGCAGGACAAGUGGCAAGGAAUGGGCCCAGAGCAGGAGGCACAAAAUGUGUCCUCAAAAGCCAUCGGGAAGCCUAGGAGAGAUGAGAAUCAGCUGGGCCAGUGGGUUGAGCCAAGAGCAUAUCUGGGACAUGGUGGCUGCAAGGGGAAAGGAAACUUCUUUUGAAAUUAAUUAUUAUUUCUAGCUAAUCUCACUUGUGUCUAUACUGCUGAACUGAAAAUGUUCAGAUUUUAUCACCAUGGGAAAAAAGCUCUAGUUGCCUCACCUUAGUUGUGGCUCUGGUGGAAGGUUUGUUGGGGACAAAUGGGGGACCACAUUGAGAACAUUUUGAAAGUUGUUAGGAGAAAAAGGAGAAGUCAUAUUAUCAGCAGCACUUCCUCUGAAACACUGUAUUUAAGCUUUUGACCUCUGCCUUCUGAGAGUUGCUUCACAGCUCACCAAAGUCAGCAGAUUCUGGCUCUACCCUAGCUGGGGAGCUCCAAAGCUGGCUAUACUGGUUUUUCUGAAUUAAAGAGGAUUCCAUAAGGAAUGGAAAGAGCCUGAGACUAGAAGUCAGAGCCCAGUGGCCCUGCCUGGGCUUUAUAGACAGCAAGCAUUUAUUAGGCACCAACCAUGUGCCAGGCACUGUGCUAAGACCUGGGAGAUGACUACAAGCAAAAAGAAAGACCAUUCCCUGCUCUCAAGGAGCUUGUAUCCUAAUGGAGGAGUCAGCUCAUCAAAGGGGACUGUAAGGUGUCAGGGCUACCCAUAUAGGGGAAUGGGGGCAAAGUUAAGAGAGUCAAGAAGUACAGCUCAAGGGUAAUGACGCAAGACCAUCUUUGGUCUACUCUCAAAAUGUAGUUCCUGAAAGGAACUUGCCAAUGGGCAAAAGAGACCUUUGUGGUAAAGGGAUAUUGCAUUGGGAGAAGGCCCUAGGCACUGAGGGAAGUUCUAGGGCAAGGCAGAACCUGAGGUAUGGUGGCAAAGCCCUUAUAUAAGAAGCAGAGUUCUUUAGGCCUUCAUCCCCAAAAUGGAGAUCCCAAAAGGAACUCGCCAAUGGGGAAAGAUGGCUGACAUGGAAGAGAGAGAUUGCAGGUUGAGAAACCCCCAGGCAAAGUGAGGGAGGUUCCAGGAUGCGAGGGCAGCUGAGCCAGGGUGACUGACCAUGUAACUGUGAACAAUUUGCUCCCCUCUCUGGGCCUCAGUUUCUUCGUUUGUAAAAUGACAUAGCUUGUGUUGGCCAGUUGACUUCUAAUCUUUUUUUUUUUUUAGAAUACUUACAAAUUGGAGACUGUGAUCCCAAAGCAGAAGGACACUGGUAUGAGAAUUGGCAUGCCUACAGGUUAACUAGCCUGGGCUCUCACCUUUUUUAAAAAAGGUACUUUUCCCUCUGCUUUUGUUUUCUGUAUCACAGUCAUUUCGGGACAGAUUCUCCUUUCCUUUGCUUCCUCACUGCAAAUGGAAAACUCUGUUACCAGAAAACCAGUUAAGUAAAACUAUGGACCACAUCUGACAAGGUAUACAACAUUCUGCCCCAGCAGUCUCUCACCUAUUCAGAGAAGGGAGGUCUGUGUUCCUAGGUUUGGCCUCUUUAGAAAUCCGUUCUUUUCUGUUCUUGUGAUCCCUUUUACUACUUAGAAAGAUACCAGUAGAUUGAGUAAAUGCUGGAAUUGGAAAGAAAUCUAGUGGUUGUCCAAUCCAGCCUCUCUCUAAGGAAAAAGAGGAAGAAUUGGGCCCUGGAGAGUUGACGUUCCCAAGAAUUCCUCACCAAGCCUUGGGGGAGCUUCACUUUGGCCUUUGUGGCCCCAUGGCUGCUAUAGCCCUUGGCAUGUAGUAGGCACUUAAUACUGCAGGUAGCAGCAAGAGGCGGGCAGGGAGGGCACGGUUACACUUAUUUUAUGAAAUGGGAAUCUGAGGUCAAUGGGAAGACUAGGUUUCGCCUAGAAACUGAUACUGGAUGUAUUAGAUGCUUAAAAAAUUUAAGCUGUACAUUAUGGCUAUUUGGGCCUUCAUGUACCACCUUCUUUUCCUACUCUUUGUCUAUGGAAAUGUUCGUUUUGGUCAGUCAGAAUCGGUUUGUUAAAAGAAUAAAUCGGUUUUUUUAAUAGAUGAGUAACACGUAGGACCUGAGCUAGGUAGGGUCACGAUGGCCUUGGACUUGGCGUUUGGGUCAGGAUAAGAAGCCAGUUGGUUCAGAAUCCCCCCAGCAAAGUGAGGGAGGUUUAAGGAUGAGAGGGCAUCCGAGCCAGGGUGACUGGCCAUGUAACUAUGAGCAAUUUGCUCCCCUCUCUGGGCCUCAGUUUCUUCAUUUGUAAAAUGACAUAGCUUGUGUUGGCCAGUUGACUUCUGAUCUUUUUUUUUUUAGAAUACUUACAAAUUGGAGACUGUGAUCCCAAAGCAGAAGGACACUGGUAUGAGAAUUGGCAUGCCUACAGAUUAACUAGCCUGGGCUCUCGCCCUUCUUAAAAAAAUGCUCUUGUUUUCUGUAUCACAGUCAUUUCGGGACAGAUUCUCCUUUCCUUUGCUUCCCCACUGCAAAUGGAAAACUGUUACAAGAAAAACAGUUGAGGAAAAAUAUCUCCCACAUCCACAUUGACCACAUCUGACAAGGUAUACAACAUUCUGCCCCAGCAGUCUCCCACCUAUUCAGAGAAGGGAGACCUGGGUUCUAAUCUGAUAGUGGGAGAUGGGCUCUUGGCCCUGCCCAGCUUAUCUAGUUAUUGGGAGGAAAGCACUGUGGAACAAUCCUGAAAGCCCUAGAGAAGGUGAAGUUGAUUCCAUUAAAGUUUCCACAAUGGAGGCAGCUAGGUGGCUCAGUGGAAGGAGAGGUAGACCUAGAGAUAAAAGGUCCUGGAUUCAAAUUUUACCUCAGACACUAGUUGUGUGAUCCUGGGCAAGUCAUAUUGUUGAGCCCUUACCACACAGUGUUGAUCUUAAGACAGAAGGUAAGGGUUUAAAAAAAAGAAAAAAGUGAAAUGACUUGUCCAAGGUUACACAGCUAUUAAGUAAGAGCUGAGAUUUGCACCAGGACCUCACAACUCCAAAUCCAAAGCUCUCUUAACGGACCAUGCUACCCCCAUGCAGGGUUUUGCUGAGAUCCACUGACCAGGGAAAUACAAGUCUGUGGCACAGUAGAAGGUGUCAUGGCCAGUGGGACAUAUGGUCCUUUUAAUUCCAUUCACUACUUAGACUUCUAUGAUGCUGAGACCAUUGGGAAAAGGUAGGGCAGGGAAAGAUGGAAGUUGGGUUAAACCAUUCCUUGUGUUCCAGGAUGUACUGUUCCCCUUCAGCAGCCUGGGAGAUGCCUCUCAAAGGCACGAUUGAGUGGAAAAUCUGGAAAUAAAGCAGGGCUAAAAUCUCACACAACUGAGGUUCUACUGCAGGUAUUUCUCCAGUGAUGGAGAUGGCCCAUGGUCUCCACCUCAGGUUCUCUUUCUCACCACCCUUUCGUGUCCCUCAGAAAUCUCAUUUCUUCCUUGGGUAUUUCUCGCACUCGGCCAAUGGCCAAAUUUAGCAGACGUGUUGGCCCAAUUCAGCAAUUGGGUGGGGCCUCUGAUACAAGAUAGGAAAAUGAUAUAGAUAAACAGCCCCCCAAAGCCCAGCAGCUCUUUGAUGAUUGGAUACAUGGAUUUCCCCAAAAAACAUGGGCAUUUCCACCCAUAAUUUCAGAAGUGAAAUCAAAUCUCUGCUCCCAUUGCCUCUGGAAAGGGUGGAUUACUGAACUUUGGAGGUUCUACUUGAUUCUUUGUUGGGCACUGAGAUAAAAUUAUUCCUCUGAUGCUCACUGCCUGUGUGAUCUUGGGCAAGUCACUUAAAACUCCUCAGGUCUCCGUUUUCCUCAUCUGCAAAAUCAGACAGUUGUUUUAGAUCAUCUCCAAGGUCACUUCUAACUAAAUUUAUGAUCCUAUAUCCAUAGACAAAUUGCUUCUCUAUCCCUCAGUCCUUGAAGGGAAGGCAAUGAAAAGGAAGAAACAAGCAUUUAUUAAGUCCCUACAAUGUGCCAGAUACUGUGCUGGGCACUUUAGAAAUAUCUCAUUUGAUUUUUGCAACAACCACGGCAAGUAGGUAUGGCGAUGAUCCCCAUUUUACAGAUGAGGAAACAGAAGAGGCUGCGAGGAGCUCUGGGUCACACAGGUAGUAAUAAGUUUCUGAGCUUCCUAAUUCCAGGCUCAAAGCUCUAGCACUGAGCCAUGUAGCUGUGUUAGCAGCAGUGCUGAGAAUAGCUUUUACUUUGUCCCUCCUAGGCCCAAAGGGGUGAUGGAUGACUUGUAAAGCCUGCUUUUAAUGACUGUAACUCGCCUGGGGUGGGGGAUCAUGGGGGAAAAGGUGUGGCAGGGAAUGUGGAGAGAAGUCCCUUUCCCUUGGUCUCCUUUUACAUGAGUGGGACUCAUUCCUGUAUUCUGCUCAGUUGUCUGUUUGUUAUAAAUUGGCCUGGUUUGUAUUUGUCAUAAACAUUGUGUAGCCAACCUGGA